GUUUUACAUGAUUACAUGUUAGAAUGUUGAAAAUGAUUUAAACUUUACCUGACAUGACAGCACUUGACAAUUAAUUACGUAAAACAGAACGAUAGUGAUACGAGUCCGGAUAUCGAAAUCUUUUUGAUGUAUUUUAUUUUCGGCUAUUUCUUAGAUAAAACAAGUUAAAUAUGCCGGCAACACGAAUUAUUGGACGGUUAUAUAGUACUCCUAUUAUAAACUUCACUUCUUGUUGCCAUAAAAAUGUGUCAAAACUGCAAGUUCGACAUAGUGUUACUGUUACAAGAAAAUCGAAUUUAUUUAUUCCAAUCACUGUGAAAGCUCGAAAACUAGGCUUGGGGCCCACAUCGAAAGAUUUUGAGGAUCCUGCACAAUUCACAGGACCAUUAACAAAAGCACACGCGACAGAACUUGUUCUUCAUAUGAACGACGAAGAAAGAAAAUUAUUGUUCACAGCACUACAGGAAUUUGAAUCAAACAGAAUCAAAGAGGAAUUUGAAGAUAAACUAGCUGGCCUAAGAUGGAGAAGUAAGUUUGGGAGGCCUAGUAAGGUUCCAACACUGGGUGACGUAGACCCUACGGGUAGUUACUGUCCGGUUCCCGAGGAUUGGUUGAAGAAAAAAUAUGGUAUUUUCAUAACAACUUUACAUACAUUUUUUUUCUUUACAGUGGCAUUAUCAAAUUCAAUACCUUUCAUAGGUUUUGGAUUUCUGGACAACUUCAUAAUGAUAAUAGCUGGCGACAGUAUCGAGAGCAGCAUGAGCGCGUACAUCACGCUGUCGACGAUGGCGGCGGCGGCGCUGGGCAACACGUUCAGCGACGUGAUCGGCAUCGGCUCCUCGCACUACGUGGAGCGCGCCGCCGCCCUCAUCGGCCUCGGCGCGCCCAAGCUCGCGCCGGUGCAGCUCGACAUGCCCGUCACCAGGAGGUUCACCAACAUGGGACGAGUAAUUGGCAUCACAAUAGGUUGCUUCCUCGGCAUGACGCCGCUACUGUUCAAGGAUGACGAAAAGGAAUCGAGUAAACCGGAUAGUCCUGAUAAAAAAGCGAAAACAAGCGAUAACAUCCGACAGACAUAUGUCGUUGCUGACGGUACUCUCGAUGGUCAGCUUGAACGAGCGGUACGGUUAAGUGGAAGGGGUGGGUGCAUCCAACUCGAAGUAUGCGGCUAUUAGAUGUUUUGUGUAAUAUGAUGGCGUUGGUGUCGACAGAGGUGGUGUUAUGUUAAUACACAUAAUAUAAGUAAGUAUAUAAGAUAUCACACAAAAUUCAGUACAAGGACGUUAGGUAAUGACAGUUAAUUAACAAUCUAUAAAAGAUCUGACAUUACUUGUGUUCUAUAUAACAUAACCUAACUUUUAACAGCAGACAAUGCCAACAGCAAAUUAUUUUUAUGUCAAAGGAACACAAUUUAGCCAUAGCACAUAAAAAUUUAUUAUGUACAGUUUUUUUAAAAUAAACAUAUGUUUGUGCCCGACAAAAUCGACAUGAAAUCGGAAACACUCAAUAAGCAAUUUGACUGCAAUCAUUUCAAUUAUAACAUUCAUUUCAGUACAAAAAAUUUCGGGUGUAUAUAAUAAAAAAAAAAAUUUAAAUACAAAAUAGUACUUAUUGUGCAUUACAAAAAGUCAACGAGUGACAAAAACGUGAUCACGUAACAGCAGGCCAAUUCUGCUAAUGUCUACGUAAUAAUAGCAUCUCGAUAGAAUCUUAACUCGGUACUUGCAUUUUACUAUCUACAUUAGGUCACAAUAUUACAAUAUAAUAAGUUACAGAUAUAUUACCUAUGAUAUUGGACUUCAGGCAGAUAGUACAAGGGAAAAAUGCGAGUAAUUGAGAUUCUAUUGAGAUGCAAUUACGUUAACAUUAGCAGAAUUGGCCUGCUGUUUGAAACCGAGAAAGUAUAUCCUUCUGAAUUAUAAUAUAUAGUAUAAAAUACAUUAACCUUAUAACUAUAAUAUAAUAAAUCCUUUAACUAAAGCAGAUAGUUAACGCCCAUGUAUUAUGGAAAUAUGAAACGGUGAAAGUACCUCAUCACUCACCCAGAUCCAAGAUUAUACAGAAAAUAUUUCUAUAUAUUCAUUCGACCAGGCAUCGAAACCGGGAUCUAUCCGAGAUGUCUCU
This is a messenger RNA of Diatraea saccharalis (sugarcane borer), 2124 nucleotides long. NCBI's taxonomy places the organism in Eukaryota, Metazoa, Arthropoda, Insecta, Lepidoptera, Crambidae. The record is from the annotation of a GenBank genome assembly.